AUGUCCACAAUAUGGGCAGUCACAAAGGGGUCUAUGAGAGAUGGCGAAAGCGAUAGGGCAGCUCGUGCUCGCGGAGGAAGUCUUCUCAGUGCAGACGCUACAGAGGAGGGAUUUCAGCAUUUGCAUCAUGCACGUAAACUCAGGCAGAAGACCAAGUCAGAGCCUGGGGCAUCAUCAUACGAAAGGCAUGGCAGGUCACAGUAUAUUCUGCAAAAAUUCCAGCGAAUGCGCGGUGGUGUUGACUGUGUGUGUGUGCCUGCGUUCAGCUUUCUGAUGGAAGUGUUCAUCUCCCACGCUAGAAAGCAGUUUCACAUGCUACUGCCACGUGGGGCGCAGUUUGCCGACGUCACCAGUGGCUCUGAGCUGGCGCCAAACCUGAAUGCCUACUGCUGA
Molecule: messenger RNA, 393 nt
Organism: Pseudocercospora fijiensis CIRAD86
Lineage: Eukaryota; Fungi; Ascomycota; Dothideomycetes; Mycosphaerellales; Mycosphaerellaceae
Exons: 5
Coding region: 1-393 (130 amino acids)
Source: RefSeq, a predicted model, not a curated record